Orbicella faveolata is the source of this 3310-nucleotide messenger RNA. Its product is annotated as protein NSUN7-like. Gene Ontology annotation, molecular function: methyltransferase activity. The record is from RefSeq and is a predicted model, not a curated record. Lineage: Eukaryota; Metazoa; Cnidaria; Anthozoa; Scleractinia; Merulinidae.
ACUGUUAAUUAUCACUUAGUGACAUUAUUUGCUGCUGAUCAAGGUCUUUGGUUCUUGUUCUCAUUUCACCAGACAUUUUGCCUUCUGCAAUUCAGUUGUUAACCUCUUGCGCAGUAUCACAGUGAAGUACACGAGUAUCACACAAUGAAGUACACUUGCAUUAUAAUGACCGUCACGAUCCAAAAACUCAAACAAACUUACCGUGCUUGCACCCCUGGCGACAAGUAUAGGCGGCUGCGGCUGGUUGCCUUUGUGACGUAAACGAUUGUUUAGCUGAGCACCCUGGUGAUGCCUGAUUGAAACUGAUCGCUUCAAUGAGCGCGAAAACUUCAAUACCAGCCAAAACAUACAAGAUUUCUCGGUCAUAGGUGCCGUUAUAUUUCUUGCAUGAAUAAGAAUGUCGAGAAAAGGAAGCGGCGGCGUAGCGAACAAGGCGAAAAAAUCCUCGAGCACUUUCGAUGCUUCGAAUGGCGUCAAACAUCAUGGAAGUGCAGAGACUCGAAUAAGCCAGAGUGAAACUGUGGUCAGCACUCGAAGGAGAAGGGACACGUUUAGCCAUUCCAUCUACGAGAAGGCAGCGGAGAUAUAUCGUCAUUUGAAGGGUGAAAUACCAUCCUCGCAGCUUCCAACAUUUGAUGAAGAUUUAGAACGACGACGGGCAUACAGCUUAGCUUUCGGAGCCAAACGAUAUGAGACAGUUUUGGAUGAUGUCUUACUUGAUAGUUACUUUUUUUCAAGUUAUUUUAAGUUAGAGGCUUACCACAAACAUCGGGUCAUGGUCAUGUUACUGGACUAUCAACAAAAUGGCUUUUACUUUGGAAAUGAGCGCUUCAGAAAUAAAAAGAUGGAGAUACCAAACAAAGAGAACACCAUCCAACAAAUCUUAGAAAUACAGCAAGCUAUGGCAUCUCAUCGGAUUAAACUUCGUGCAGCCCUUGCUCGGAGUCGAAUAAGAGACUGUGCAAUUAACGUUGAGGCUUUACUUCCCAAAGAAGAACAAGACAAGCUUCAGUACGCUGCACAACAGCCUGUAUAUGCAAGAGUUAACACGUGGAAGGGAAGUUAUGGUGAGGUGCUAGAGACCUUAACCAGUGAGGGAUUUUUGAUGGAAGACAACUUGCCAUCUGCAGAGGAUGAUGAUAAUGCCAGUGGAGUACGCUGCUUUGUAAAGGAUCAGCAUUUUGAGAAUUUGCUGGUGUUUCCUCCCGCUAUCAAGUUUGACCUGUAUGAACAUGAUUUUGUGUUAGAUGGCAAGCUGGCUAUUCAGGACAAGUCAACAGUAGUGGCUGCAGAGGUUGUAAAUUCCAUGAUUUUAGAGUUUGCUUCACAGAAGGAGAAAGCAGUCCAACUUAUUCCAGGAGCUGAUGUUAAGUCUUUCCUGGGUGAAGGAGAUGAUGUUAUUCAAACACAUGCAGAAUCUGGGAAUCUGACUGCUCACCUGUCGUCGCUAAUCCAUCCUGAUAGAAGGAUCUUUGCUUUUGGCGUUACUCCUGAUAGUCAUGAGCAGAUUGAGGAUAAACUGGAGAGGAUGGCAGCAAGAAAUGUCAACUUACAAGAGGAAAGUUUCCUCGAUGCUCUACCAACAGACGAACGCUUGAAGAAAGUGCGAAUAAUCGUUGUCAACGUUCCGUGCUCCAAGUCAGGAAUUGUUAACCCGGUAGAUUUCGUCCUUCAAGAGGGCGUUACCUCAUCGCUCAAAGAACUUGCGCGUGGAAAUGCUGACAGCAGCAAAGUCAAAGGACUAGCAUUCCAACACUUGAGUUUCUUGAGGCAUGCGAUGAAGUUCCCGCAAGUACAAGCCAUCAUUUACAUUACGCGCUCGACGCACAACUCGGAAAAUAUGGACGUGGUGAAGAAAGCUAUGGAAAUGAACCAAGAAGAACGAAGCAAGCAGACGAGCUUUUACGAGGUAACGCCUGCUUUGCCGGGACUCGCGCAGAGUUUAAAGGAAGCAGCUAGGAUUUCUAAUGGGCUUCAAAAUGAUAUUUCUUUGACGCACAAAGAACCAGAAACAAGGUAUCUGAGUCUUGAGCCUUCAGCCGCCAUGAAUGGAGGAUUCAUUGCUCUUCUUAAAAGACAGAAACCAGUUGAAACGGCACAGGAAGUCCUCGAAAGAGCGGCUAAGAAAGGCUUAAUGAAACCAAAAGCUAAACCCGCCAGGAUCAACAGUCCCAAGGAAAAACCUAAAGCCCGGGCUCAGGCGGAUAUGUCAAGACUUCGUAUCAAGGACACUCCAGGUGCGAACUUAUCCGAUACUGAGCAAGAUCGAAACUCGUUAAAAGUCUCGGACAAGUCGAGAAAGCCUCGAAGUUGGCACGGUUCUGCCGAAGAUUUGGCGAAGCCGAACACGAAAGAUGUCGUGUCGUCCAGUCCUGCCCCUUCGGAAAGCGCUCCGAAAAAGAAAGGGAAAAAGGUGGCGCAGCCCAAACCGUUCAUGUUUUAGUUGUUUCAUAGAGUUGAGGUAGAUAUUAGGUAUAAAUUGUUUUAAAGCCCAGCACUGUGUAGGACUGUGUGCAUUAGAUUGGGGAACAUUACUCCACGUUUGUAGGAUAGUGCGUUGUUCAAGGUUUGUAGCGGGAUCACAAAGGUCAGUCGUCAUCCCAAACAUUAGUAAGCUGAUGGUAUUUUGUGACGGUUUUAUGUAAGAGAAUAUUGGAAAGGUUCGCAAUAACUUAGUCUUAAUUAAGCGUUCCUAGACUUUUAACCUGUAAAUAGUUAAAAAUCGGAUCUAGAAUUGUAGCAAUCCACGACUACGAUGCUCUACCACAAACAUCACGGAGAUCUGAGGUGUUAUGUAUUUACUGAAAAAACUGCUGAAAUUACAAUUUGUAUAUUUUGUGCAGUUGAAAGUCUGAGUCUUCUCUUGUCAUGAAUUUAUUUCAUUGUCAUUGUUGUCAUAAUCAUCAUCACUGUCAUCACCAUUAUUAUCGUCAUCGUCACCCUCAGCAAUUCCAGUUCCCCGACCGGGAAAUUCGACUUCAGUGUGUUUUUACUUUUGUAUUUUUGCUUAGACGUGGAAAAUCACCACUACAUUGUUAAAAUAAUAAAACGCCGUAAACAGCCGUCCCCCGUGUUUCCGUGGUGACCCCCUUCUCUUUCGGAUAUAAAAUCCCUUCUGAAUCCAGCGGACUAGUGUUGCACCUUGACAUAGAAAUAGACAAUUAAUCAGGAGCCAGGGGUGGGGUGGGGGGAGUGUACAAGUAGAUUUCAGACCAAAGCAAUGCAUCGCCGUAUAUUUUUAUUCUUCUCUCAACCCUUCUCUUCUCCUCUUUCCGAAUAACCUCACCUAGUCUCAAUGGUUCCUCUCCCC